AUGUCCAUUUUCUCGCAUAUUAGAAAGAGCCGCCAGCAGGCCAAGGAACACAACGCAAAGGUGGCGGAGCAGGAGAAGAAGGAGCAGCAAAAGGUGCCCUGGCGAGAGCUCGACCGGCCACGGAUUCUGGAAGAAAAUCGCAGGAGAAGCGCCAUGGCUGCAAGCGGCCAUCACAUGAACAUGCCUGGUGCCCCCCGCAUUGGCAGCAGCCUGUCUCACGUCACGUACCCGGGAGAGGACGCCACUCCCAUGGCUCGCCUGCCCCGAGCCAACAGUUACACGGGCGUCUCCUCUUACGCCGACCGCAGUCGAGAGGCCGUCUACCCCGUCCCACACAUUUCCUACUCUCGACCCACCUCCUUCAAGGGUAAAGAAGUCGUCGGUAGGUGGCCAGCUUGCGAUUCGCAACGGGCAAGCCCCACGCCGAGCAAAGUAGGCGAGCCGUCGCCGGUCGAGAGCUCCAGUGGCUCCACCGGCUCUGGCUCUCAGGAUGAUCUGGAGAUCAAACCGACUCGUCCACGCGAACGGCUCGCCGACUCGCCACAUCGACUGCAUCCGAGCCGCCCCCGAAGAACGUCCGAUAGUUCCAUCGAGCGCGUUGCCGCCGGCAAAUCAGCCAAAGGCAUGGUGCCGUCGAAUUACGUCCGAGAUUCCCGCCCUCCACCUUCGAUGAGGGGCUUUGCUUCCAUCGCCCAGGUCGCGGCCCCUCCGCCAGUCCAUUCAGGCUUUUUGACUCCUCCGCUACCCUCACAGACGGCACUCACUAGUCGUGGCCACGCCAAAGGGUCGUCGUCUGCUGGCAGCAUGACGCCGCGCCAGAACUCGACUUCCUCGUUGCCCAGCUUGACCCCAACCUCGUCGCGCGUAGCUGCGUCUGCUCCCGGAACGCCGGCGCCCUUGGUGGUGCCUCAGGCCGAGUAUCCUCUCAACUGGGCAUCGGUUUCGCAUGCCGAUUCGGACAAGUCAUGGCCGCCCAGUGGCUUCGGGGAAGCGUAUGGUGCAGCUCAGCAGAGGCCAGGGGACAAGAGAAUGGCCCGGACAAUGUACGCCUCCGAAUUCGAGCCCGUCAACUCCACAGACAUAAGGUCGUCGUAUGAGGAUGCCUCUCGCUUGGAUCGUGGUCGGAAACCACCUCCCUUGGCACACGAGGAUGUCGUCAACGUCUUUCCUGAACAGGCGUCGCUCCCUGAGCCGGCCACGCCGAGCGGCAAGAAGAAAGGCUCCAAAGGCGGAGGCAAGAUAGUAAAGAAGAGCCGGUGGUCUAGCUCCAAGGCCUCCGCCGUCGUCGUCUAG
Molecule: messenger RNA, 1293 nt
Organism: Hirsutella rhossiliensis
Lineage: Eukaryota; Fungi; Ascomycota; Sordariomycetes; Hypocreales; Ophiocordycipitaceae
Exons: 3
Coding region: 1-1293 (430 amino acids)
Source: RefSeq, a predicted model, not a curated record